AUGGCCUCUGCCGAUGCGGUGGUGGUCAACAAGGCUGCACCGCCAAAUCCAGGCGCCUCCCCUGCGACCCCAGCAACGGCGACAACGACAACGGCACCAGAUAACAAAAAGCUCAGACUGUCGUGCGACAACUGUCACGCAGCAAAGGUCAAAUGCACAAAGGAACGUCCGCUGUGCUCGAGGUGCGCCAACUCGGGCGCCCCGUGCAUCUACUCGAAAUCCCGACGAGCAGGGAAGCCCAAGGGCUGCGGCAAAAAGACUGGCCCGUUUGGUAACAACAAACUGCAAAACACCACGCCCGAGUUCUGCAGUCGACCCGAGUCUCCUCUGUCAGACGCGCGCAUGAGCAUCGACUUUGACGAUGCGUCGUGGAACGUCGACAUCCCCGGCAGCCGCCGAGAUUCAGUCCUCGACCAGAGUUUCACGACUCUGCAGUCCAUGACUGAGACGACUGGUGUUUCGCUCGAUCCGACACUGACACAGACCUUCACGCACUCGACCAUGGACACCGACGACUUUUCUGCCUCUGCCGCAGCCUUCUCCACCGGUAACCUAUUCUCGGCCGACUUCCAGAUGUCGCCCGAGUGGAUGUCCGGCAUGGAUGCAAAUGCUGCUCAAGUCCCUUUUGCCACGGAGGGCAUGACCGUGUCGUCGGCCAACAUCAUGCUCUACCCAGAGUUCAGCUGCUCCGACACAAGCACGCUCAACGAUGACGGCUCAAGCUCUGGAAUCACCAGCACGGCCCCUUCCUGCAACUGCAUGGCUUCGUUACAGGACAUCCUCAGCGCGCUCAACGGCACGAUGCCGUCGUUUGACAAGUUCCUGGCCAUCAACAAAUCAGCCGUCCAGCGCAUGGCCCAGAGUCUGGCCUGCCACUGCUUGCCGGAUAUCUCGUCUGUCAUGCUCCUGUCCGUCAUCAUCACCCGCAUCGUGCAGUGCUACAAGAAGAUCCGCAAUGGCGAGUGCCAGGGGUGCGACGAGGUCGGCGUCACCAUGGGCUCGCUGAAGAUGGACAGCGAGGACGAAUACCAAAUCAAGAUGGUGCUGAUUCGCUCCGAGCUGCGCAAGAUCAAGUCGCUGGUCACCCGGUUCCGCGACCGGUUCGAGAGUUUCCUCCAGGGCGCCGAUCGGCAGCUCUAUGAGGCCAACAUGGCGUUUCUGGAAUAUGGACUGGAUGACACCAUCAAAGGGCUUUGA
Messenger RNA from Fonsecaea nubica, 1197 nucleotides. RefSeq lists its product as hypothetical. The record is from RefSeq and is a predicted model, not a curated record. Bases 1 to 1197 code for a protein of 398 amino acids. Gene Ontology annotation, cellular component: nucleus. Gene Ontology annotation, molecular function: DNA-binding transcription factor activity, RNA polymerase II-specific; zinc ion binding; DNA binding. The transcript has a single exon. Gene Ontology annotation, biological process: aflatoxin biosynthetic process; regulation of DNA-templated transcription. NCBI's taxonomy places the organism in Eukaryota, Fungi, Ascomycota, Eurotiomycetes, Chaetothyriales, Herpotrichiellaceae.